Molecule: messenger RNA, 9603 nt
Organism: Oryctolagus cuniculus (rabbit)
Lineage: Eukaryota; Metazoa; Chordata; Mammalia; Lagomorpha; Leporidae
Source: RefSeq, a predicted model, not a curated record
CUGUAAGUCACUUUUGUGCGACCGAUGCGUUAAUUUCCGGUCCAUGGGACAGAGCUGGGAUUUGCCGCUGCCAAAGGCAGCUGCCGAGCUGCCGCCGCCAUUAUGUCAGACACGGACAGCGACGAAGACUCUGCUGGAGGCGGCCCAUUUUCUUUAACCGGUUUCCUUUUCGGCAACAUCAAUGGCGCAGGGCAGCUGGAGGGAGAAAGCGUCUUGGAUGAUGAGUGCAAGAAACACCUGGCAGGCCUGGGGGCUUUGGGCCUGGGCAGCCUCAUCACUGAACUCACUGCAAACGAAGAAUUGACUGGAGCUGAUGGUGCCUUGGUAAAUGAUGAAGGUUGGAUUAGGAGUACAGAAGAUGCUGUGGAUUAUUCUGACAUCACUGAGGUGGCAGAAGAUGAAAGCCGAAGACAUCAGCAGACAAUGGGGAACUUGCAGCCCCUUUGCCACUCAGAUUAUGAUGAAGACGACUAUGAUGCUGAUUGUGAAGACAUUGAUUGCAAGUUGAUGCCUCCACCACCUCCACCCCUAGGACCAGUGAAGAAGGAGAAGGAUCAGGAUGCUAUUACUAAUGUGUCAGAAGAUGGAGAAGGCAUCAUCUUGCCCUCCAUCAUUGCCCCUUCCUCUUUGGCCUCAGAGAAAGUGGACUUCAGUAGUUCCUCUGACUCAGAAUCUGAGAUGGGACCUCAGGAAGCAGCACAGGCAGAAUCCGAUGAUGGAAAGCUGACCCUCCCUUUGGCCGGGAUUAUGCAGCAUGAUGCCACCAAGCUGUUGCCGAGUGUUACAGAACUUUUUCCAGAGUUUCGGCCUGGAAAGGUGUUACGCUUCCUUCGUCUUUUUGGACCAGGGAAGAAUGUCCCAUCUGUUUGGCGGAGUGCUCGGAGAAAAAGGAAAAAAAAGCACCGGGAGCUGAUACAGGAAGAGCAGAACCAGGAGACGGAGUGCUCAGUAGAAUCAGAAGUUGACCAGAAGUGUCUGUGGGACUAUGACUAUGCUCCACCACCACCUCCAGAGCAGUGUCUUUCUGAUGAUGAAAUCACAAUGAUGGCUCCUGUGGAGUCCAAGUUUUCCCAGUCAACUGGAGAUAUAGAUAAAGUGACAGAUACCAAACCAAGAGUGGCUGAGUGGCGUUAUGGACCUGCUCGACUGUGGUAUGAUAUGCUGGGUGUCCCUGAAGAUGGCAGUGGAUUUGACUAUGGCUUCAAAUUGAGAAAGACUGAACAUGAACCUGUAAUCAAAUGUAGAGUGAUGGAGGACUUUAGAAAACUUGAGGAAAUCAAUGGCACUGAUCUUCUGGCUGAUGAAAACUUCCUGAUGGUGACACAGCUGCAUUGGGAGGAUGAUAUCAUCUGGGAUGGGGAAGAUGUCAAACACAAAGGGACAAAACCUCAGCGUGCAAGCUUGGCAGGCUGGCUUCCUUCCAGCAUGACUAGGAAUGCCAUGGCUUACAAUGUUCAGCAAGGUUUUGCAGCUACUCUGGAUGAUGACAAACCUUGGUACUCCAUUUUUCCCAUUGACAAUGAGGAUUUGGUGUAUGGACGCUGGGAGGACAAUAUCAUUUGGGAUGCUCAGGCCAUGCCCCGGCUGUUAGAGCCUCCUGUUUUGACACUUGACCCCAAUGAUGAGAACCUCAUUUUGGAGAUUCCUGAUGAGAAGGAAGAGGCUACCUCUAAUUCCCCCUCCAAGGAGAGUAAGAAAGAAUCAUCUCUGAAGAAGAGCCGGAUUCUCCUAGGAAAGACUGGAGUCAUCAAGGAGGAACCACAGCAGAACAUGUCUCAGCCAGAAGUGAAAGAUCCAUGGAAUCUCUCCAAUGAUGAGUAUUACUAUCCCAAACAACAGGGUCUUCGAGGCACCUUUGGAGGGAAUAUUAUCCAGCACUCAAUUCCCGCUGUGGAAUUACGGCAGCCAUUCUUUCCCACCCAUAUGGGGCCCAUCAAACUACGGCAGUUCCAUCGCCCACCUCUGAAAAAGUACUCCUUUGGGGCACUGUCUCAGCCAGGUCCCCAUUCAGUCCAGCCUUUGCUGAAGCACAUCAAAAAGAAGGCCAAGAUGAGAGAACAAGAGAGGCAAGCAUCAGGUGGUGGAGAGAUGUUUUUUAUGCGCACACCUCAGGACCUCACAGGCAAAGAUGGAGAUCUCAUUCUUGCAGAAUACAGUGAGGAAAAUGGACCCUUAAUGAUGCAAGUUGGUAUGGCAACCAAGAUAAAAAACUACUAUAAACGGAAACCUGGAAAAGAUCCUGGAGCCCCAGAUUGUAAAUAUGGGGAAACCGUUUAUUGCCAUACAUCUCCUUUCCUGGGCUCUCUCCAUCCUGGCCAGUUACUUCAGGCAUUUGAGAACAACCUUUUUCGUGCUCCAAUUUAUCUUCAUAAGAUGCCAGAAACUGACUUCCUGAUCAUUCGAACGAGACAGGGUUACUAUAUUCGGGAAUUAGUGGAUAUUUUUGUGGUUGGCCAGCAGUGCCCCUUGUUUGAAGUUCCUGGACCUAACUCCAAAAGGGCCAAUACGCAUAUUCGAGACUUUCUACAGGUUUUUAUAUACCGCCUCUUCUGGAAAAGUAAAGAUCGACCACGGCGAAUCCGAAUGGAAGAUAUAAAAAAAGCCUUUCCUUCCCAUUCAGAAAGCAGCAUCCGGAAGAGGCUAAAACUCUGUGCCGACUUCAAACGCACAGGGAUGGACUCAAAUUGGUGGGUGCUGAAGUCUGAUUUUCGUUUACCAACCGAAGAGGAGAUUAGAGCUAUGGUGUCACCAGAGCAGUGCUGUGCUUAUUAUAGCAUGAUAGCUGCAGAGCAGCGACUGAAGGAUGCUGGCUAUGGAGAGAAGUCUUUUUUUGCUCCAGAGGAAGAAAAUGAGGAAGAUUUCCAGAUGAAGAUUGAUGAUGAAGUUCGCACUGCUCCCUGGAAUACCACUAGAGCAUUCAUUGCUGCUAUGAAGGGCAAGUGUCUCCUGGAGGUCACUGGGGUGGCAGAUCCCACAGGGUGUGGUGAAGGAUUCUCCUAUGUGAAGAUUCCAAAUAAACCAACACAGCAGAAGGAUGAUAAGGAGCCUCAGCCAGUGAAGAAGACAGUGACAGGAACAGAUGCAGACCUUCGUCGCCUUUCUCUGAAAAAUGCCAAGCAACUUCUGCGUAAAUUUGGUGUACCCGAGGAAGAGAUCAAAAAGUUGUCCCGCUGGGAAGUGAUUGAUGUGGUACGCACAAUGUCAACAGAACAGGCUCGCUCUGGAGAGGGGCCCAUGAGUAAAUUUGCUCGCGGAUCAAGGUUUUCUGUGGCUGAGCAUCAAGAGCGUUACAAAGAGGAAUGUCAGCGCAUCUUUGACCUGCAGAACAAAGUUUUGUCAUCAACUGAAGUCUUAUCAACUGACACAGACAGCAGCUCCGCAGAAGACAGUGAUUUUGAAGAAAUGGGGAAGAACAUUGAAAACAUGUUACAGAACAAGAAAACCAGCUCUCAGCUAUCACGUGAACGGGAGGAGCAGGAGCGGAAGGAAUUGCAGCGGAUGCUACUGGCAGCAGGCUCAGCAGCAUCAGGAAACAAUCACAGAGAUGAUGACACAGCUUCUGUGACUAGCCUCAACUCCUCUGCCACUGGUCGUUGUCUCAAGAUUUAUCGUACGUUUCGAGAUGAGGAGGGAAAAGAGUAUGUUCGCUGUGAGACCGUCCGAAAACCAUCUGUUAUUGACGCCUAUGUGCGCAUACGGACCACGAAAGAUGAAGAAUUCAUUCGAAAAUUUGCCCUUUUUGACGAACAGCAUCGAGAAGAGAUGCGAAAAGAACGGCGAAGGAUUCAAGAGCAACUGAGACGGCUUAAGAGGAACCAGGAGAAGGAGAAACUUAAGGGUCCUCCUGAGAAGAAACCCAAAAAAAUGAAGGAGCGUCCUGACCUGAAACUGAAAUGUGGUGCAUGUGGUGCAAUUGGGCACAUGAGGACAAACAAAUUUUGCCCCCUCUAUUAUCAAACAAACGCUCCACCUUCCAACCCUGUUGCCAUGACAGAGGAGCAGGAGGAAGAGUUGGAAAAGACAGUCAUUCAUAAUGAUAAUGAAGAACUUAUCAAGGUUGAAGGGACCAAGAUUGUCUUGGGGAAACAGCUAAUUGAGAGUGCGGAUGAGGUUCGCAGAAAGUCACUGGUUCUCAAGUUCCCUAAACAGCAGCUUCCUCCCAAGAAGAAACGGCGGGUUGGAACCACUGUUCAUUGUGACUAUCUGAAUAGACCUCAUAAGUCCAUCCACCGGCGCCGGACAGAUCCUAUGGUGACAUUGUCAUCCAUCUUGGAGUCUAUCAUCAAUGACAUGAGAGAUCUUCCAAAUACGUACCCUUUUCACACUCCAGUCAAUGCCAAGGUUGUGAAGGACUACUACAAAAUUAUUACCCGACCAAUGGACCUACAAACACUCCGUGAAAAUGUGCGUAAACGCCUUUAUCCAUCUCGGGAAGAAUUCAGAGAGCAUUUGGAACUCAUUGUGAAAAACAGUGCAACCUACAAUGGGCCAAAGCACUCAUUGACUCAAAUUUCUCAAUCCAUGCUGGAUCUCUGUGAUGAAAAACUCAAAGAGAAAGAAGACAAAUUGGCUCGCUUAGAGAAAGCUAUCAACCCCUUGCUGGAUGAUGAUGAUCAAGUGGCAUUUUCUUUUAUUCUGGACAACAUUGUCACCCAGAAAAUGAUGGCAGUUCCAGAUUCUUGGCCAUUUCAUCACCCAGUUAAUAAGAAGUUUGUUCCUGAUUAUUAUAAAGUGAUUGUAAAUCCAAUGGAUUUAGAAACUAUCCGUAAGAAUAUCUCCAAGCACAAAUACCAGAGUCGGGAGAGCUUUCUAGAUGAUGUAAACCUUAUUCUGGCCAAUAGUGUUAAGUAUAAUGGGCCUGAGAGUCAGUAUACCAAGACUGCUCAGGAGAUUGUGAACGUCUGUUACCAGACAUUGACUGAGUAUGAUGAGCAUUUGACUCAACUUGAGAAGGAUAUUUGUACAGCUAAAGAAGCAGCUUUGGAGGAAGCAGAAUUAGAAAGCCUGGACCCGAUGACUCCAGGGCCCUACACACCUCAGCCUCCUGAUUUGUAUGAUACCAACACAUCCCUCAGUAUGUCUCGAGAUGCCUCUGUAUUUCAAGACGAGAGCAAUAUGUCAGUCCUGGAUAUUCCCACUGCCACUACAGAGAAAGCAGUAACACAGGAAGGUGAAGACAGAGAUGGUGACCUUGCAGAUGAAGAGGAAAGAACUGUGCAACAUUCUCAAGCCAGUGUCCUAUAUGAGGAUUUGCUUAUGUCUGAAGGAGAAGAUGAUGAGGAAGAUGCUGGGAGUGAUGAAGAAGGAGAUAAUCCUUUCUCUGCUAUCCAGCUGAGUGAGAGUGGAAGUGACUCUGAUGUGGGAUCUGGUGGUGUAAGACCCAAACAGCCCCGUGUGCUUCAGGAAAACACAAGGAUGGGCAUGGAAAAUGAAGAAAGCAUGAUGUCCUAUGAGGGAGACGGUGGGGAGGCUUCCCAUGGUUUGGAGGAUAGCAACAUCAGUUAUGGGAGCUAUGAGGAGCCUGAUCCCAAGUCGAACACCCAAGACACAAGCUUCAGCAGCAUCGGUGGGUAUGAGGUAUCAGAGGAGGAAGACGAUGAGGAGGAGGAAGAGCAGCGCUCUGGGCCGAGUGUACUAAGCCAGGUCCACCUGUCAGAGGACGAGGAGGACAGUGAGGAUUUCCACUCCAUUGCUGGGGACAGUGACUUGGACUCUGAUGAAUGAGGUUUCCUUUGGGCCUCCUUGGUCAGCCUUCCUUGUUCUCCAGUCUAGAUGGUUCACCAAUCCCUAAUUUGUUUCUAUUUGUGUGCUGUCUGAUCAUGAAAUCAAUCACCAGAUUAACACCUUAGCCUUUAAAAAAUAGUAAGUAAAUGAGAAUAAGUCACCUCUCCUGAUCUUUCUGGGACAAUGUUGCCCUCUGCUUUAAAACAAGCGAACUCCCUUCCCCCUGCCACUACGAGAGAGAGAGAGAGAGAGAGUAAGCUCAUUCUUCUCCAGUGUCCUCUUUUAACUUCAUGUGUUGCUCUUGGUCUAAUUUUUCCUCCAGGAACAAGGAGAACUUACGAAUGAACUAAUAACUUUAUGUCCUCUUGAUGUAUUAGGAAUUUUCCAAGCAUGAUAUCAUCUCAGUUUUCUAAUUUGCAGGCUGAAUAGGUGAGAGCUCCCCUGCUGGGACAGAGAAUUGAAUUCUGGUAGACUCUGUGCCACACUUAAUAACAGACCUGCUGGACAAACUACCCGUUAUUUUAUUAUUUAUUUGAUUAUGCAAUGCCUUGUUCCUAAAAGGAUUUGAGGCGAAUGACUAUAAAUCUUUCAAACAAUCUAUAUGUCAGAAUCAAUAUAUUUUCAUGUAAAUGUGUUCUGUCACUUCCUCCCACCCCAGGGGAAAUAAUAGGAAAAUGGUAAGUUCCCUAGGGCAAAGACUGUGUCUUCUGUUUCUUUUCAUGCUUAGGAUAUGGUUUUGUGCAUAGUAGAAACUCAGCAAAUGUUCCUAAAGUAUCAGUUCUUUAACAGAUACAUUACUGAGCAUGUGCUCCAUGGUAAACACUCUAUCAAAUCCUUGGGAUGCAAAGGUAAAUAAGACACAUUUAUUUGACCCAAAGAGCUUACCCGCAAGUGGGGGGAAGAGGGAGUGGAACUCAAAAUGUGUCAAUGAAUUACUGCAGUACUGUGAGAUAAGUGCAAUUAAGAAGCUAGCUAAAAAGUACAGGGGUAAAUAGAGAAGUGAUUAUGUCUUGAAAAAAAUUAGGAAGUCUUAUUGAGGGCAUUUUCAAGUUGAUUGUUGAAGAAUCAGGGUUUUGCCAGAUGGAAAAGUCCAGGCAGAAUGUAACACAAAAUGAAAAGGCCAAAAUCUACAAAUGGCAGAGUGUGUUCCUAGUUUGUUUGUUUGUUUGUUUGUACCUGCCUUGUUUCAGGAAGCAUUUAAGGUGAUUUAUGUUCCAGUGAUUUCUAUACUGGAAUGGCUAAAGAUGAGACUAAGAGAUGGGCAGGACAUAUAUAAUCAAGAGCUUUGCAUUUGAUGCUAAUUAAUAUGAAUUUUAUAUUAUGGAAAAUGAACUCAAGAGGAGUGAUAUAAUCAGAUUUGUGUUUUAGGAAUUUUCUGUAUAUUGAAUGAAUGAACAAAAAAUUGAAGAAUCAUAUGUAACAGACUUACGUGAUUUCAUUUUUGUAAAAGAAAAAAUCAUGUGUGUAUAUUUAUGUGUGUUUAUAUAUACAUGUAUAUGCAAAGGAAAAUGUCUGAAAGGAUACACAUUAAUUUGUUCACAGUGAUAACCUCUGGGGAAUGAGAUUGGAGGGAAGGGGAUUUAUGUGCUUGUCUGUAUACCAGGUGGGUUAUUAUGCUUUUAUUUCUGUACUUGAAUUUUUUUAUAAGUAUGUAUUUUUAUAAUAAAACUUUUAAAAAAAUUCCAGCACUAGUGUGGAGAAUGGUUUGGAGGAGAGCAUAUCUAGUUCAAGUAAGAGGGAAUGGAGCUUAGACUAGAUUUGUAGCAGUGGGCUGGAGAGAAGAGGGAUGAAUUUGAGAGAUCUUUAGGGGGUAGUAUCAAUUGGACUUGAUGACCAGUGGGUGUUUGGGGGUGGAGAAGGAGGAAUGGGAAGUGGCUUUCAGAAUUUUGGUUUGCGAAAUGGGAUGAGCACAUGAUAUUCCUUCAUUUAUUUCAGCAAUUAUCAAACUAUCUAUUUUUAUCACGCAGUUUGCCAGAUGUUGAUGUAGAAGUAAGAUCCCAUUUCUGGUUACAAGGAACUUAAGAUCUAGAACAAGGGAUAGAUAUGUAAAUAAAUAAGCUUAAUAAAAAACGAUAAUUGCAAAAUAGUCAUUUACAAAGUUCCAUGGUGAGAAAAAAGAGCUCCACUCUGCUUAUGGAGUAAGGACAGGAAUGCUUCAUAGAGGAUACAAAAGAUCAUGGAGAGGAAGGAGAAAUUUACCAGACACUCAUAGACGGUGAGGGAUGGGAAGGCAUUCUACACAGAGGAAACAGAGUGAUUAGGAGCAUAAAACAACAUGUUCAUGGUACUGCAAGUAGUUCUGAGUGGCUGUAAUAGAGGGAACAUGCAGAGCAUAGUGAUGAUAAGCUCAGAAUGAAAUGCUCAUUUUAGAGCCAUCACUCUGGCAGCAGUUUGGCAGUGGAUAGAGUGGAGAGAAGUGAUGCCAAAUGAGAGAUGGUAGAGACCUGAACAAUGAGAUAUUGACAGUAGGGAUGGGUUGAGAGUAUCUUGGUGACUGACUAAAUGAUACAAGGAGAGUAGAACAUAGGUUUCUUAUGUAGAUGACUAUGUAAAUAGUGAUUCUGUAGAGUCACAAGAGCAUGGAGGAUGAAAUCUUGGUAAAGACCAGUAUUUAGGGGCAGUCAGAAAUAGAAAACGUGAAGUGAGUGAGUUCCUACCAAGGAGGAGAUUUUUAGAAAGGGGAGGGGAAUAUAGCACAGAGAAGUAAACUCAGGCCUGAGAGAGAAUCUUUGGAUUUGGCAACGAGCAGGUCCCUGGUGACCUGAGCUAGCCAAAGCAGUUUUAGCAGGGUUGUGAGAUUGGAAUUCAGCCAGUGGCAGGGUGAGGAACAGAUGGGAGGUAAGGAAGUGAUGAUAAGAGAUCCUAGAUACCAGAAGCCAAGCUGUAAAGAAUUAAAGGAGAGUCUUAAGAUGGGAGAUAAGUAUGCUUACGUAAGCCCAGGGAGAGAAAGCAAAUAGAGAAGGAGAGGUUGGAAAAAGCAAGAAAGGAUAACUGUUGGAAGGACCUGUGGAAACAGGAGAGGAUGUUAGCUAACAAAGGUGUGGAAAUGUGCCUUAUGAGGAAAGAUCUCUUUCUGAGAUGGAGAAAAGAAUGGAUGCAGUUAGGUUAGUUGGUAGUAGAUAAGGGAGAUAAGUCAGAGGAGUUCAUAGCUUCAAUUUUCUCUGUGAAGCAGGUGAUAGCGUUCUUACGACAAAGUGAAGUUUGAAGAAAGUGUUGAACUACAGAGGAGGAUAAGGAAAAGUUAGAAACAAACUCAAUGUCCAUCUGCAGCAGGGGAGUUAAAUUAUGGUAUGUCUAUUCAGUGAAAAGCACACAGCUGUUAAAAGAAUGAGGAAAAUCUCUAUGUGCUGGUGUUGAAAGAUAUGCUUAAAAAUAAGUCCUAGAAUGGUAGGAAGGGCUUGAUUUCAUUUGGGGAACAAAUUGGUAUAUAAAUCCAUGUUUUCAUACAGAGUCUAUAAGAAGACUGGGCAAGAUAGCUCAGACUGUCAGUAAGGUAGAAUGUCAGGGGAGGCUCAUUCUUUUCACUCUAAAUUUUUCUGUUUAAGUUGGAGCUUUUUGUUGUUGUUGUUGUUAUUUUCUCAUGGUCACAGAGCAAAGUGGGAGCUGGAGCUGACUAGAGAUCCAUAAAAGGCCUGCUGAGUGUUUCAUGCACAAGUGAGGCCAAAGAUCGUUAUUUUUUAAUGGUACUAUUUAUUGUGUGGUUUUUCUCCAAAGGUACUUGAGCAGCACAGCUGUCAGGGAAUGGAAGCAGAAAAGGUUUGGAUUUACCACAUUUUGGGGACUCGGAAUCCAGUGUUUUCAGUCAGCUCCAUUUUAUGGCUUUUCACUGUGUUUAUUCAUUCAUCCUGAUCUACAAUAAAAUUUCAGUGUGUGCUUUUA